AUGGCCCACUUCACAAAUAAGAUAGUCGUAGGUGUGGAUGUUGGUAUAACGUUCACUGGCGUCGUUGUAGCCCAUAUGAUACUGAACGAAGAGCCCGAAUUUCAGGUCAUCGAGGAUUGGCCUGGAAGAAAAGCCUUAAAAGUCCCGACAAACAUAAGCUACCCGGGAAGGGAGCCUCGGUGGGGCUGGUGUGCCUACACCUAUCCCCCAACUUACGCAUGGUUUAAGCUUUUAUUAGACCCUAAAGGCCGCCCUACUGGGCCCCUGAACGAGUCGUUCGCAAGCUUGACAUAUCAAAGUCUGCUACAGGAAGCGCCGGAAAAGACCGCCGUGGACAUGACGCUUGUACAAUUCCGUUUUUCUACCGCCGUAGCCUGGGAAGAGGAAGCUCAUAUGGCCAUGCGGACGGCCAUUUCCCAAGCCGGAUUCGACACUAUAGGUCUGGAGAACGUUUUUCUCAGUUCUGAGUCGGAUGCGUCGGCCCGCUAUGUGUUAGAGCAGAAAAGCGAUAUGGUUCAGGUCGGCGAAAUCUUUUGCAUCUGCGACAUAGGCGGAUGCACCAUUGAUUCAGUCUGUUACUGGGUGGUGUCGAAGAAUCCAGCUUGGGUACUGGAACCCUUGAGCAAGUCCUCCGGUCAUAUCGGUGGUGCAAUUCAGGUCGACAUAUUCUUUCUUGCAACGAUGCGUGCAAGAUUUCCGGAGGUGUUCGCCAAAGUUUUCGAUGACAAUGGCGGUAUGGCAGGCCAAUUUAUGGCCAAAUUUACGGAAUUGAAAGAGACUUUUGAUGGCACCGGGGGAAUCCGUAGGCUGGUUUUGAACAUGGAUGUGGUUUCACUCCCUGAUGACGCUCACCGCCAUUACGACGCUCAAACUGGAGAGGUCCUACUUUCUGUCGGCGAUAUGAAGAUGUUUCUUGAGCCGACCAUUAAGAGUUCUAUCCAGAUAAUGGGCGAUCAACUCAACGAGGUUGAUAUGAUGUGUCGAAAAUAUGGAGGCCAUCAGGUCUCCCACUUGUUUAUCACUGGAGGGUUCGCUGCCUCUCCCUAUGCCAAGAGCGUGUUCAAGGUCUUCUGUGAGCAGCGAAAUGUGCAGCUAACCGUCCCGGACAACCCUGCCAUUGCGACGGCCUACGGGUCGGCCCUUCUAGGUGUUUUCGAUGUGUCAUAUACCAUGGUGAAUUGCGCCCGCACUUACGGAAUGCACCAUGACGACUUCAUGCCAUUCCUCAAAAAGGCAGGCCGGGAGCGACCCAUAAAAGAGCGAUUGGACCUGAUGCACAGCGAAGAAAAGGCGCCGAUCACCUGGAUAUUCAAGAAGAAUAACCAGUACCAGGCGGUUGAGCAGUACACCUGGGGAUUCGAGCUUCUGCAUCAGCACAACAUGCCGUUGAUCAAACCGAUUGCUAUCUACUCCGUCGACGAUCCCAGCCCACGCUCGAAGCCCGAAUUGCUCAACCCGGUUCAUUCAAAACUACUCGACUAUGUUCAACUCGGUCUGUCUCAGGUUGACUUGAGCCGCCACCCUCACAUAAAUGACAACGAGGGGCACACAUUCUUCCAAAUUCUUGUUAAUGUACAGGCCACCCUCUGUCUCAAGAAAGGGGAGUUGAGCUUUCAAUGUUUAGUAGGCGGAAUCGAUUGUGGCAAUUGCAAGGUCUAUACAGUUUGGGCAUAAAUUGCUCGAGAUGUCGCUGCGCGGCCCAGCUGGCUAGCUGGAUGGUUGGGUUUUCAACAAGACAUGGAUGAGCAAACGCUGCACCCGGUUUGUUCAGCCUCGGUAAACCGCUUUACUGUAGCGUGUAGCGUGUUUUCAUAUUUCGUAUUUCGUUUGUUACCUAGUUCGCGAAUUUCUUUCUUUUUUCUAAGUUUUAGUUUGCCAUCUUCUUCUUUCAUUCCUUGUUUCACUCACACUUUUUCUCUUAUCCCUGAGACUUCCUUCUUCAUAUUUGAUUUUAUUAUUUAUUUUAUUUUUGAUAUUUCCAUUACUCAUUUAUUUCGUUGCUAAUGAAUGGACGGCGAGACUGUUUUUUUGGAGGAUAUUUCUUUGAGUAUUCAUCGGAUCAGUCAGGACCCAGUAUGGAG
This is a messenger RNA of Aspergillus vadensis CBS 113365, 2081 nucleotides long. Its product is annotated as Hsp70 family protein. The transcript has 6 exons. The record is from RefSeq and is a predicted model, not a curated record. Lineage: Eukaryota; Fungi; Ascomycota; Eurotiomycetes; Eurotiales; Aspergillaceae. Bases 1 to 1674 code for a protein of 557 amino acids.